Molecule: messenger RNA, 1517 nt
Organism: Phyllotreta striolata
Lineage: Eukaryota; Metazoa; Arthropoda; Insecta; Coleoptera; Chrysomelidae
Source: the annotation of a GenBank genome assembly
GUGAAAUUGAGUCCUCCUGGGGUUAGCAUAGAAGAUGCCUAUGUUCAACUGUUUCCUUUAAACAAACAAAAAUGCCCUCAUAUAGAUCCUAUAAGAGAUAUUACUUAUCAGCUCUUUACCAGGCACAAUCCUUUACAACCAUCCCAAUUAAGAAUAAACGAUGACGAGGCCCUAUACAGAUCCCAUUUCAACUUUUCUGAACCAACGGUGCUUUUCUUCCACGCUUUUUUCGAAUCCUCUCAAGCUACACCCGCUUCUUUAAUCAGAUCAGCAUUUCUUCAACGAAAGGAUUACAAUGUUUUGCUGAUGGACGCCCAACGACUGGAAGCCGGUCCCUGGUACCUCACCGCCUCGCAAAACACCAGGGUAGUGGGCAAGUAUACGGCCCAAUUCAUCGAUUAUUUGGUGACCAAGGGGCUGUAUUUACCCAGCUUACAUUUAACUGGACUAAGCUUAGGGGCUCAGAUGGCAGGAGUGUGCGGGCAAAACGUCAAAAGCGGGAGAAUCCAAAGAAUAACAGGAAUGGAUCCAGCUGGUCCCUUGUUCAAGAAAUGGCCGAAGAGCCUUAAGCUCGACGCUGGCGACGCCGAAUUCGUGGACGUCAUCCACACGGACGCGGGAAUUUUCGGCUACCCCACGUCGAUUGGGCACGUGGAUUUCUGGCCGAAUCGCGGAAUCUCGCCGCAACCAGGCUGCACCAUCCCGGAGGUGAAGCGGCGAAAUCCCGAUUCGAUAAUAGAGCCUUUUUUUUGCAGUCAUUGGCGAUCGUAUCAGUUCUUCGCGGAGUCCGUCAUAAAUCCGUAUGCUUUUGCUAACGCAGUGUCGUGCGAUUCGUGGGAGGGUUAUAAAGAUGGGAGUUGCAAUUACGAAACGAGGGCGUCUACAAGAAUGGGGCUUUACGUCGAUUUAGAGGCGAGAGGAAAUUACUAUUUACGGACAAAUCCAGAAUCUCCUUUUUCUAUGACAUAACUGUCACAUUCACAGAUUAGUACUAUUACUGUACGCAUGUUAGAACUAUUACAGCUCUAUAAACAAUACAGUGCCAAAAGUAAACAUCCAAGACACAGAAAUAGUUUUCUUUAGAAAAUCCUUCACUAAUCAUCAUUAAUAUGGAGUUUUAAAUAAUGGCGUUUAAUUAAUUAUUGUGUACAUUAGAUAAUUUUCGUUAAUUUAAUGAGAAAUUAGUAAUAAAUAUAUCUUGUUCCUGAAUUUUCAGAUUUGUAACUCUUCAGGAACUCUGAAAAGUUCUAAUACACGGCUACCGUGGAAAACCCUGUAUUGUUUUUCCAUAGUAAUGUGCCACCCUGUAUAAUGGAAUAAUUUAUUAGCGAAAAAUAGUAUAUUUGGUCUGUAAUUUACUAGUACAAUAAAAUUAACUUCCUUCAUUGGCACUUGUAAUUCAAAAUCAGUAUUUUACUUUAAAUUGUCAUUAAAAUAGUUAAUUGGAAGUAGGUAUGUUGCUUUUUUAAAUUCUAUAAAAAUGUUCAAUAAUUCUUAGACAUUUAAUGAAUUAAUAU